This is a messenger RNA of Cyanidioschyzon merolae strain 10D, 1965 nucleotides long. RefSeq names its product cysteine--tRNA ligase, mitochondrial or chloroplast. Gene Ontology annotation, cellular component: cytoplasm. Gene Ontology annotation, molecular function: cysteine-tRNA ligase activity; ATP binding. NCBI's taxonomy places the organism in Eukaryota, Rhodophyta, Bangiophyceae, Cyanidiales, Cyanidiaceae. Gene Ontology annotation, biological process: cysteinyl-tRNA aminoacylation. The transcript has a single exon. Bases 1 to 1965 code for a protein of 654 amino acids. The record is from RefSeq and is a predicted model, not a curated record.
AUGCCCCGUGUGCGAGUUCCCCGCCUGUGGCAUCGAAAGCCGUACCACUUGACGUUGGUGCGGCGCUUCAGCCCGACAAACACCCCACUUGGCACGAGCGCGGCAUCCACGCUGCCAGGUGAGCGACGCCUGCAGUGGCUGCCAGCUCUCGGUGAACCGCUCUACUGGUAUCAGUGCGGCCCGACUGUAUACGAUGACGCUCACUUAGGACACGCUCGAACCUAUGUUACCUUCGAUAUGGUGCGUCGUGUCAUCCGGGAAUGGUACCAGUGUUUGCCAAUAACUGCAAUGAGUGUGACGGAUGUCGAUGAUAAGAUCAUCGAGCGGGCUCGCCAGCAACGACUACCGAACGAGUCCAUUGGACAAACGUGUUCAAGAAUUGCCGCUAUUUUUGAAAAGCGUUUCUUCGAAGAUCUCGACUUGCUUGGAGUACUGCGGCCGCUUCAUAUUCUGCGGGUUAGCGAGCAUAUACCGGUGAUCUGCGCCUUUACAAGGCGGCUACUCGAUACGGAAUACGCCUAUGUAACCACAUCAGGAGACGUUUGCUUUGAUACUAGUCGUGUCCAGUCUCGGUACGGCGUUCUUGAUGCCAGUCGGGCGCUUGACGCGAGUCAUGCCGGUACCGCCACUGAAACCGCCGCAAACACACCAGCGGCCGACAACGUCCCUGGCAAACGCCAUCCUGCUGACUUUGCGCUCUGGAAGGCCGUCUCAGCAACGGACGAGGAGCCUGGUUGGCCUUUUUACGUACCAGAUGGUGCCAAUGAUGAUCAGAAACGCAUUGGUUACGGCAGACCAGGUUGGCACAUUGAGUGCAGCGCAAUGUGUGCCCAUGUGUUCGGUACACAUCUCGACCUGCAUAGCGGCGGUAUGGACUUGCGAUUUCCUCAUCAUGAGAAUGAAUUGCAUCUGAGCGAGUGUUAUCACCGGGUACGCCCCUGGUGCCGAAAAUGGAUGCACACAGGCACGCUCCUGAUUCGAGGAGAGAAAAUGGCCAAAUCACGUGGCAACUCCAGGCGCAUUAGGGAUUAUUUGGGAUGGAGCGAACAAGGCCCGAAUGACUUGAUGCGCAUACGCAGAGAAGCGGACGUAUUUCGAAUGUUCUGUGCAAUGCAUCGACACAGCACUCCGGUUGAGUUCGGUGACACGCAGCGACUGCAGGCGGCACGUAUCUGGGAUCGACUGACUGGCUGGUUGGCUCGAAUAGCCAAUGACGCGCGUUCGCAGUCUCGCAAAGAGUCAUCUAGAGCUCUCAGUGUCGCUGGUCAAGAGUCCAUUGCAACUGCGGACGCAUCCAUAGAGGGAGACAUUCCGAGCACGCACUGGCAGCCGUCGUUCGCUGUAGCUUCUGGUGAACAUGUUGCCGAUGUUGACGCAGUGCCGGAUGUCUUUAGCUCGAGUCAUACACAAGCUGCGAUUCCGAGGAAUCCAACCGGACGCAAAGUCCCAGCACAACUCGCGGAAUGGUCUCAGAGAUGUCACCGGGCACUCGCAGAAGCCUUUGCGGAUGACCUCGACUUUCCGCGAGCUGUGCGGGCUCUUGUAGAAUUCACCAACCAAUUGUAUCGUUUCGAAAGCGGACGUCGCCUUGAUCGCAUGGACGCUGUAGAGCACAACGCAGUGCUUGUCGCUAGCGAGUACCUCGCGAGUAUCUUGCGUCUCCUGGGCUUUCAGAGCAUUCCGGGAGUUUCAAGUGCAAACGCGCAGGCAUCUGCAUCACGCGUGCCGACAGCGUUUAUCGCGGCACUGGUUGACUUUCGUAUGCGUAUUCGCAACCUCGCAAAGCAGCUACGGCAGGAUACAGCACAGCCAACGCAGAAGGCCACCGAGGCACUCUACGGUUUGAGUGAUAUGUUGCGCGAUGAUAUUUUGUUUCGACUAGGUGCGAUUCACAUCGAGGAUCGCAAAGACAAUGCGAGCCGCUGGUGGAUCGAUCCUGUUCGAGCCGACGAUAACGAUCGUUGA